Molecule: messenger RNA, 1563 nt
Organism: Hyaloscypha bicolor E
Lineage: Eukaryota; Fungi; Ascomycota; Leotiomycetes; Helotiales; Hyaloscyphaceae
Exons: 1
Coding region: 268-1314 (348 amino acids)
Source: RefSeq, a predicted model, not a curated record
CUUUGGAACAAUAAAGCACAACUGUAUGGCGCGGAGUUGGGACAAUGCAAAAGCGAUUCAACCACGCAGCUCCGGGACAUUAAGGCCACUGUAUGUGUAACUUCUGGGACAAGCAGUAUAUUCAGCCCGGUGAAAGCCCUAACAAAAUAUGACGCUCGCUGCUCUAAUCAAUGUCGGGGCUAGUGGCCCGCAGUCAACAAAGCCGAAUACGCCUCCCUAGAGAAAAUUUUCCUGACAUCCCAAAUUCUCCCAAGUCACAUCGAGAAAAUGGAGAACUAUCAAGAUACCAUCUCCACGCUCCAGAAAGCAAUAGAGCAAGCAACAACAGUCCUCUCCCGAGCUUCAGGAGCGGAAGCAGCCCUUCAACAACGUGUACGAGCGCUUGAAGAUGAAUUGAGGAAGGCGAAGGAACAACAGAGCAAGGCGGCCAAAGAGAUCAACGCUCUCAAAGACGAUAAUGCCGAACUAAAAGACGACAUCCGAGAAGCCCACACCGAAAUCAAACUACUCUCUCAAGACCAGGAGCUACUUCAAAAAGAGCUCGACCUCGAAAGAAGUUCCAACAAGCGAUUACAAAAUGAACUGAGGGAAUUCGAAAACAACCGUCCAGAAGACUUUCAGCAUCUGGACGAGAUCCUCGGCACGCUCGAUGAGAAGCGGAAGCAAUGUAAACAACUCGAGAAGCAGCUUCAGGUCACGAAAUUGACCGAACAACAGCUUGAACAUAGCAAGGCGACAAUAGAGAAGCUCACAGGUCGGAUCUGGGGGCUCAAAGAUGAACGGGAUCUGAAGGAACCGCUGGUCCAAACAGCAGUUGCUACUCGCUCCCGUUUCAUGUUACAGGCCAGAGAGAAGCUUUCUCGGGAUCUGGGUGAAGACCUUGACACUGAGUACGUCAAACUUGGUGAUUCAGCAGCUCACAGAGGAGAUGGAUUGGCUGAUGAAGCUCUUCUGCUUGCUGGAUUCCUGGACAGUGAACGAUGGGCCAGCAUAUUUGAGGAGCUCUACGGGACAAAGCUUGGAGAGUUUGCGGAUGUUCCUCGUGGUCUCCGAAGAGCGAAGGAUUGCGAGGUAACAAUUAGAGUCGUCCAGUCUGUCAGAGGGGCACGUCCAUCUUUCCAAGUACGAUCCGAGGCGGGGGGCACGAUAUUGGCAAUCACGAAGGAGUACGAAAAGGAUGGCGAUGGCGCAGAAAGUAGCUCGAUUGUCCAAAACUCGAUUCAGAGAGUAGAGCAGUUGACGGAGGAGAUUGUCGAAAGCGCGCGCGGUAGGCUUGCUGAUCGGAUCUUCUCUGAACCCAUUGAGAAAUCUUGAUGCGCCGGAAGUAUCUGGGGGAUCGUGGAAGGUUUGGAAUCCAUUGCUCUGGAAGCAUUGGGAACGUUGAACGUGGAAGAUUAAGACCUUGGUUCUCUGCUUGGGCAUCUGUCGGUUGACCUGGCACCAGCAGCGUCUCUAGAUCUGACCGCAGUUGGGAUUGUCUUGUAGGAAUACGAUACAAUGGCUUCAUGUCUCCGGUUUAGAAGCUUCAAUGGAUGGAAAGCCCCCGGACAAUGACUGAAAUUG